Messenger RNA from Suillus subaureus, 2174 nucleotides. RefSeq lists its product as uncharacterized. The transcript has 14 exons. The coding region runs from base 360 to 2096 and encodes 578 amino acids. NCBI's taxonomy places the organism in Eukaryota, Fungi, Basidiomycota, Agaricomycetes, Boletales, Suillaceae. The record is from RefSeq and is a predicted model, not a curated record.
UACAAUUGAAGGUUCCGAACCUCAUCAAUGCAUCAUUUCGCGCCUUGAGGCCACAGAAUUUUGUGAUAAUCAAGUGAAUAUCCCUAUACCAAUUUCACCAUCAGACAGGGAUUCUGCACAGCAGAACCAGUAUCAAUCCUCUCGAGGUUCUACGUAUUGAUAGGUGAUCCGCGCUUCACCACAACUUGCGGAUAUGAGUCACGCACACAGCGUGGAUAGGCUCUUCACGCUAGGCCUCGUGCUUCGCACCCUAGAACGAAACACGCGGCAGACAACCUGGAAGCUUCUUAACAGAAGCAUGUGACGCUUAUUUACCCACUGCCUUGAUUUUAUCUCGAAUCACCCAGAUUCUCUCUAGCAUGUCUGCCAAAGGCAAAGAGAAGAUGACCGCUACGGCGACGGACCGCAUCGAAGGGAUGCCGCCAUCUAAGGACGGCGUACUCAAGCAGUCCAUCCCUCGCAGGAUGCAGCCAAACGCUGUGCAGAGGACGGCAUCUUUUACUUCUCUUCCAAAGCCUCCUCCUUCGCCUUCUAUUGCAAAUCGAACCAACGGCAAUACUAUGCAACCAUCGUUGCCGAACAAUCCGCACAUAUCCUUUGCGCGACAAACAUUGUCUGGCACUCCCUCCCCACAAGAGCUAAAUGGAUACUCUGUCACAAACCCCAGCACACGCUCUGGAGCUUCCGUCGCUCCUCGGGAUUUUGCCCAUGAGGAGCUGGAGCUUCUUCAUGACAGCAUCAGUGACGUCCGGGGAAGAAGCAAUGAUCAUGAACUUCGCACGGCCCCAAUCAUAACCCGUGAUGCAUACGUUGCGGCAGGUUAUCGUGAAGGUGCCACUCAGUAUGGCGUCUUAGGCAGUAUUUUGUCCAUCCACAAUAAAAAUAAUGUUCCAUACAGACCAGUAAAUCCUCAGCUCUAUGUGAACACGAAUGCACCUUUCUCUGCUGUGGUCUGUGGGGUUCAGGGCUCGGGGAAGUCCCACACAGUUUCUCUGCUUCUCGAGAGCAUGUUUAUUCCGAAUAUGCGCUCUACUGGUACCCUGCAGAAGCCAUUGUCAGGGCUCGUUCUCCACUUUGGAGAAGGGGGUCCCAGCUCUCGACCUAGUGAAGCUGCAUGGAUCAGCUCAUCCCACUUUCCCGGUGUACAAACGCCGUCCGUCAAGGUUUACGUUUCACGUUCUUCUCUGAAUACCAUGAGGGCUGUCUAUGCGCCUCUGGGUGAUGGGGUCACUGUCGAACCACUGUUCUUCAGUCAAGAUGAGUUGGAUGCACAAGCUUUUCUGUCCAUGAUGGCUGUCGGCUCCUCUGAAUCAGCUCCGCUCUAUAUUCAGGGUAUUUUGUCGAUCCUCCGUGACCUUGGGGAAAACUUUACCUACCCCGAAUUUAUGCGGCAGUUGGAUGUGAAGAAGGAGUCGUUUAACAAUAUGCAGCUCGCAGGUCUUGAGCAGAGGAUGGCGCUACUCACCUCCUUCAUGAGCCCAAACAUGAAACCGCAGACCCGCUUCGCAGAAUCGCAGCUCACGAUCAUUGAUUUAUCAGACCCGUUCAUCGACCCAGCGUCAGCAUGUGGACUAUUUGAAAUCAUCACGCGUUUGUUUGUCAGAGCAGACGUGGGGACUGGGAAAGUGCUGGUAGUUGAUGAAGCACACAAGUAUCUGUCGCCCACGAAAAGCUCCUCUGGCUUGACUAAGUCUCUCCUGACAUUAACCAGGGAGCAGCGUCACCUAGCGAUGCGCGUCGUCAUCAGCACACAAGAACCUACAGUCGUGCCACCCGUUCUGCUUGACCUAUGUACUGUCACGAUUUUGCACCGGUUCUCUUCCCCGUCGUGGUGGGAGCAUCUGGCAAAGCAUGUAUCAGCCGACAUAUCAGCAGAAGACGCUUUUGAUCGCGUUGUUAGACUGCAGACUGGUGAAGCGAUUGUGCUUGCAGCCUCUGGUCUGGGAGUAUUUCCAGAUACACCCGAUACUGCCAGGACGGGACAUAUAGCCCCAGUGCCGAAACUCGGACAAUUCGGUCGCCGCUACGUGCUCAUGAAGACUAGACGUAAGAUAACGAGAGAUGGCGGGGCGUCAAUACUCGUGGUUGAUGGCUGAGUCGGACGCAGAGCGAUGUUGACAGGGGGUUCAUCGUUCCCGCUCUUGCAGAUACGGCAAAGUUGGUGAUUAGUGCAU